Molecule: messenger RNA, 1254 nt
Organism: Coffea eugenioides
Lineage: Eukaryota; Viridiplantae; Streptophyta; Magnoliopsida; Gentianales; Rubiaceae
Product: DNA polymerase zeta processivity subunit
Exons: 6
Coding region: 76-756 (226 amino acids)
Cellular component (GO): zeta DNA polymerase complex
Source: RefSeq, a predicted model, not a curated record
GAGAUUCAGAAUUGAGUCCGAAAAGAAAAGAGGCGAAUUGCUGAACUUUUUUUUCUUUAAAAAAAAUUUUUUUUGAUGGAGCGCAAGGAUAAUAAUCAAGCAAAGGCUCCCCAAGGAGAAGCUGCUAGAAUAUUAACAGAAUUUCUGGAGGUUGCUAUCACCUGCAUAAUUUUCCUCAAAGGAGUUUAUCCACAUGGGGCUUUCGAGAGGCGGAGAUACAUGAAUGUGGUGGUUCACAGAGCCAGACAUCCUCAGCUUAGAGAUUACAUCCAUUCCUCUGUCAAUGGACUUCUUCCCUUCAUACAAAAGGGAUUGGUGGAGAGGGUGGUGGUAAUUUUCUUUGAUAAUGAGGAUUUCCCCAUUGAGAGAUUUGUUUUCAAGGUUAAUUUAAACCUUUCCUACGGUUCCAAGGUGGAACAAUCUGACCUGGAGUUUUCUCUUAGAUCAUUCUUGAUCAAGCUUCCUGUUUCUGAGUCUCUUACUAAGCUUCUUCCCCGAGGUUGCAGGUGGGAGAUAACAGCCUAUUUUCGUGCUCUCCCUGAGGCUAGUACAAGCAAAGAUUCUGAACUCAUUUGGAUUCCUACCGACACAAAGCAGUGGCAGCAACCUCCGUUGAUAACCCCAAUCAAAUCCAUGAACAGUGAACCUCUUGGUGUGCAUCUGUGGAUGAAAAGCAAAAAUGUCUGCAAGCUUGUAACAGCGACAACCCCUAAGAGAGUCCCUUGUUGCUCUGUGCUUUUACAAGAUUCAGACUGAAGAAUGGGUUUUUUUGAUGAAAUCUUUGCCUUAACUGAUGAGAAGACGUUCGACUUUGUAUCAGACAAAUGUACAAAUGAGUGACAGCUGCAACGUUCACCAUAGGUGUCAUUUUUGCAUGGAAGAACUUCUAUUGUAUGGUCUUGGUCUCCUUUGUGAAUGGAUUGAACUGAAAAGACUCUCUGGAGUUGGCAAAUACUACUAGCAUUUACUUGAGAUUGCCAAGUCCAAAAUAUUAGAAGAUCAAUGUACAGCUCUUGUUACCGGGUGAAUGGAAUGGUUUGGUUUGUUGUGGUACAUGACUUGUGCCUUGCAAUUAGUUGCAAAUUCUGAAAAAGUGGGCUCUAAUUUUCUGAGAACAGGGACCAGAUUGCCAAACGUAAUCGUUUCUCAAAAAUCUGUGGUGGGUUUUGUAGAAUUUUUUCUUGUGUCUUUGAGUGCAUUGACCCAUUUACCAAAUGGAAUUCUUUCUCAAAAAUUUGUGCUUAGUUUGUAGAA